Saccoglossus kowalevskii is the source of this 3916-nucleotide messenger RNA. Its product is annotated as MYCBP-associated protein-like. The record is from RefSeq and is a predicted model, not a curated record. NCBI's taxonomy places the organism in Eukaryota, Metazoa, Hemichordata, Enteropneusta, Harrimaniidae.
GAUCGUGGAGGUAAUUCUUACAUCUGAUAUUCUGCAAUCACCUUCAGAAUUUUCAGCGAGUGUGGAUUUAUACUAGGUGAUUUUAUGCAGUAUUUGAUGAGGAUUUGAUUAACUGUUUGAGCUGAGAACUCUCUUCUACUACUGUAUUUAUUCUGAUGAUCUAAAAUGAGAAGAACUGGGGUAUCACGGGCUGGCCUACCUUCGGCCACUGCCUCUAAAAGAAUGAGCGUUACCUCUAUGAUGGGAAAUGACAAGUUGAAAGGUGCCAAGAAGAAGGAUGGAACACCAGAGAAAGCUACCAGUCCCAAUCUGUCACAGUCUCAGAUGGAAGAUGAUCUACCUCCAUCGAAACAAAUCAUAAAUGGAGAGGAUAUACAAGCAUUGGCCAUUGACCCAGAUAAACUGAGAGAGGUCCAUAUUCCAAAGCCACCCUCUGCUGAGAGAAGAAGAACACCUACUAAACCAGUAAUGGUCAGAAAACAUAAACCUAAAUCUGAGAUUGAGAAACCAAAACUAAACGAAUUACUAUAGCUAAACCAGCUCCACCUGAUGCACCAUUGAAACCAGUCGACUAUACAGGUAGUGCAGGUCCAAGAUUUGAUGCCUUUGGUAACAUCAUACCCCAUAGCAUUCUGGGUAGUGUUGAAGAGUUUAAAGCAGAGGCGUUAAGACAAGGACAUUUAGCUAGUUAUCCUGAGGCAAAAGAGAUUGAUCUACGUCCUAGAACACCAAGCGUAAAGUUUGAAAAGAAGAAAAGAUCAUCAGCUGUUCCACCACAGAACCCGUUAUUAGAUGAGAAUAAUGCAUUGAAGAAUUGGCAGCAAAAGAUGUUGGACAGAAAGAAACAGCAGGGUUAUAUAUCAAAGUUACUGCAGAAGCCAGUAGAACAUUUAGUGAUGAAUCAAGCUGAGGAUUACAGAAAGAUACAGGAAGAAAGAUACUUGAUAGAUAGAUCUAUACCAGCUGUGGACUACGGCAAGGGAUACCGUGUUGGUAGUGAGUUCUGGAAGCAAGUAGAGAAGGUUGGUGAUGAUAUUACUGGUAUACAGAUGACACUGCUGCAGACUGAGCGAGGAUACCCACCACCUAUUGAGCAUGUUGGCAAUCCUAAUGUUGUACAGAAAGAGAAAGGUACAAGCUGGGAGUGUGGUAGAACUACACCUGUCAACUACCCAUGGAAGAAAUCUCAGUAUUUACAUCAUAGGAAGCAGCAGAUAGAACAAGUUAUGAAUGAAUUGGAUCCACACAAACCUGAAAUGGAUUAUCUGCAAGUUGUUGGAAGUAAUAAGCCUGUGAGACUGAAUGAAGAUGAUGAACAGGAAUCUUUACAGGAUGCAACUAUAACUGAAAUGCCAGAAGAAGACAACUUGGACCCAUUGCGUGACCAACCAGACAUACCACAUCAGGUAAUUGGACCUGCCUUGUUGUUUGAUGGAUUCCCUGCUAGAUGGACUGGUGAUAGCUGUACACACAAGGAUGAUAUAGCACACACUGCUAGAGUGACAUUUGAAGCAUUUGCUGGUGAAAGGAUUACAUCUUGUUUGCAGCUAGUGAACGAUGGUACAACUACUAUCUACUAUGAUUGGAAGUUAAUCCCCAAAUCCAAUCCAUUGGAGACUGUAUUGAGUGGUAAUGUACAGAGAUUUUACUUCAACACCAGCAGUGGAGUCUUACUUCCUGGAGAUACUCUCAAGUUUCCAUUUGUGUUCAAGUCACCCAAUGCCGGUAUAUUCAGUGAGACAUGGCAGCUGAUAACAAGACCUGCUGUACAUGGAGGUGCUGCUUUAAAAGUCACUCUCAGAGGUGUGGCAUUGCAGGAAGAUAAAAAUAAGAAAGUCAGGAAUGAAAUUGAGAGAGAGUUGGCUCACAAGCAAGCACAGAUGGCUAUCAAGAAGAUUGUAGAUGAUUUAGUAGAAGGUAUUCGUACACCAGAAAGAGCUAGGUCUCCUAUUGAUGCUUAUAUCACUGAUGAAGAAAUAUUUGAAAGAUUGAACCCUGGUAUGCAUUACACCAAUGACAUUGUCUAUGAACUAAGUCAACUUUACUUGGAACAAUUCCCUGAAGAAGAAAGAGAGGAUCAACAAUGGGAUCUGUCGCUUACAAAUGAAAAAAAUGUUUUUAGAGAUAGAAGAUGAUGAAAAACGUGAGGAUUUAUUGAUGAAAAUGAACACAGCUGCAAUGACUUUAAGAUUCCCUCCAUUUUCACCGGUACAACAACAGAUGUACAAAGUAGGGUAUCAAUGUUGGUUGGAGACUGUGGAUGGAAUAGUUGGUCAGUCUAUGUUGUUACGUAAUGCAUUGGGUAUGAAAGAUAGACAAGACGUUUAUCCUGAGAAUGAAACAAUUUUAGCAGUACUUGAAGCCAUGAGAGGUGAACCCAAGAAAAAGAAAAAAGAACACAAAGAGGAAGAAACAAAAAAAGAUAAAAAAGAUACUGGUAAAAAAGGGAAAAAGAUCAGGAAAAAGAAAAAGAUCGUCCAAAAAGCAAGGGUAAAGGUUCUAAAACACAGUCUCGUACAGCUCCAACUCCACCGCAAUCUGUCAGCAAUAAAGAUUUACAAGCAGCACACAGUGAGAGGGCUGAUCUACGCAGUCCGCAGCUUGCAUUGAAUGGUACACCAGUAUCUGAAACAGGAGAUCCAGUCUUGGAUAACAAAUAUAGAACAAAAUUAUAUGUACAGGUGUACGGUUUACUGGGUGACAUGGUAACUAAAAUGGUUACAAUGUUUGAAGAUAUUAAAAGUUAUGAAGACACUAAAGCUUUGAGUGACAACAAGUGACAGUAACACAAUAUCGACACAGUAGUUAUGCAAUGAACAAUAAGUUGAAACCGUUCAGCUCUGUCUUUCUCCUCCCCCUUUCCAUUUCUUUUGCUAUAAAUAAUUGUUUAUUACGUUGUUAUAUUAUAAUUCCAGAAUUAGAAUAUAUAUUGUACAGUUUGUAAAUACAUGUAUUUUUAUGUGAUUAGAUAUUAAUGUAUAUCAACACUGCGAUAGUCUUAGCUCAAGUAAGUAUGUGGUCCAUAUACCCUGAAAACAUCUUUUAGAAACUAUUUUGUGACUUCAACAUUUGAAGCCCUACCAUAUGGUGGUACUGUCAUGAGUGCCUCAAGCUAUUGUUAAUUGCAGACAUCUAUUAGUGGUCUGAGGGCUAAUUUAAUAAUUGAAGCACUACAACAUUGAGGUACUCUCCAGCAGUGGGCCCUCUAACACAAUAAUUUUGUAGGGGUUUUGUGUCAAAAUAGAAUCUCAAAAAUAAAGUUAGGUCAGCUAGGGAAAGAGUUCAAGAGAAAUAUGUGCCUGUUGGUGAUUUCUAAAGAUGCAAAACUAUAAUGUUGUGGCCUUGAUUUACCGGUACACUUUAUAAAACUUAUAACUUUAUAAAAUGUGAAUUUCAUUUUACCCAAAACAAAUUCCAACAGUAAGAUGGUAUUUUUUUCAGAUCAAUAUGUCAGUGUGUGAUUUUCCUUUGCAUCAAUAACAUGCCAGAGAAUGAGCAUGAGUAUUUGUGUCACAGUAAAUCUCAUUGCACUUAGAGGGCACACUGCUCCCAUGAUGCAUCUUUCCUAAGUGCACUUACUGACUGAUGCUUUUCCUUAUUGACUGAUGUCAACAAUCUAUUGCAAAAUUGUUCAAUUGAUAAGUAAGAUGCAUCAUGGGAACAUCCACCAUGUUGUGGAGCAUCAUUAUUAAAAUAACUUUAACCUUGGAUCUUGUACAAUUUUUUUUCAAUUAUAUUAACAGGGUGACAUCACUUUACCUGAACAGCUCUGAAUGACUCACACUUUUUAAUACUUGACUCAUUUUGUGGUGUUUUUUCAUCAAUGAAUAGCGCCACCAUAUGCUUGUCUGAUGAAAUGUCUCAAAAUGCCAUGCUUUGAUUAGUGUCAAUAAAAAUGAAAUAUUGUUAUUAUAAU